This is a messenger RNA of Spinacia oleracea (spinach), 1721 nucleotides long. Its product is annotated as probable E3 ubiquitin-protein ligase RHC1A. The transcript is spliced from 2 exons. Gene Ontology annotation, molecular function: ubiquitin protein ligase activity. NCBI's taxonomy places the organism in Eukaryota, Viridiplantae, Streptophyta, Magnoliopsida, Caryophyllales, Amaranthaceae. The record is from RefSeq and is a predicted model, not a curated record. Gene Ontology annotation, biological process: protein ubiquitination. Gene Ontology annotation, cellular component: cytoplasm. Bases 343 to 1398 code for a protein of 351 amino acids.
AGCGCACGUUAGCAUAUUAGCAUUCACACCCAACCAAACAAAGAAACAAACCCCAUCAAUCAAUCAUCUUUCAAUUUCAUUCAAUUUAAUUAAAUUUUCCAAAUGCCUUCUUAUCAUUCCAGAUUCUAGAAAUUUUUAAUUUAUUCUCUCUCUCUUUCUCUCUCUAAAAAUUUACAGAUAUACUCUCUCCCUCGUUCUCUCUCUUCUCAUCACUUCAGUUGGUCUCUGAGUGAUUCUUGGUUUGGUUGUUGAAGUAAGUGGAUUUGGGAGUUUUUCUAUUGUGAGAAACAUUGUGAUUGUUAAGAAAAAAGGAAGGGAAAGAGAGAGGGAUUGUGUUUAACGAUGUCGAGUGGUGGAAAUACACACUGGUGUUAUCAAUGUAGGCAGCCAAUUCGUCCUCGAAACCGAGGCACGGUUUGCCCUAUUUGUGAUGGAGGGUUUGUGCAAGAGUUAGAGGAGUUACGGGGCAGUCCGGGUCCGGGUCCGGUUGGAGUUAAUAGUAGUAAUACAACCACCCCUUACGGAAUUAGAGACGGCCCUAAUCAAAUACAAGGAAUUAUGGAAGCUUUAGACUCGUUAAUGAUCCGGAAUAAUCCCGAGCAAAGAUUAGGGUUAAUCGAAGCUUUAGAGUCUUUCACGGGGCAGAGAAGGAGAUACGGUAUUGAUGCUGAUCGUAACCCUUGGUUGAUUUUUCAAGGCCAAGUUCCCCCCGGAAGGAUGCCAAUGCCUAGAAGUGGUGGGUUCGAGAUGUUUUUUAAUGGAAACCCGGGAAUUGGAUUAAGCCGGGGAAACAAUGGUGAUCUGUUUGUCGGGCCGGGCCUUCACGAGUUGAUUGAGCAGCUAAUGGUUGAUAGGCAAGGCCCGGCACCAGCCCCUAGAUCAGCUAUCGAUGCAUUGCCCGUAAUCAAGAUCACUCGGACCCAUAUCCAGACCGAUUCACAUUGCCCGGUUUGUAAAGAUCAGUUCGAGUUGGGUACAGAAGCAAGGCAAAUGCCUUGUAACCACUUAUAUCACUCUGAUUGCAUUGUCCCGUGGUUGGUCCAGCAUAACUCCUGCCCCGUUUGUCGCCACGAGUUAGGGUCAAGUACUCCGAGUUGCAGACAGAAUUCCAAUUCAAGCAGUGGGAGUAGCAGAAGAAGUUCUAGUAGCAUUAACAACAUCUCGAGAGAGAGAGGAAACAGUGAUCAGAACACAAACAGGAGAAACCCGUUCUCUUUUCUGUGGCCCUUUCGGUCUUCAACAACAACAACCAGUAGUACCAGCAACCGUGAGUAUGUUUCACCACCGAAUGUGAGCAAUCCAACAACAACAACAACAACGACAACAACAACAACUCACGGAGGAGAGAAUCACGAGUUUCAUGAGAUGAAUUACAGCGGUUGGCCUUUCGAAUACUAGGUUAAUAUAUGUAUGUUUGUUCAUUACUUUACUGUCUUUUGGUUGAUUGCAUGCUUUUGGGAUCAAUUUGGCUGUUCUAAGUCUGAAUUGAAAUUUUCAGUAAAUAUGUUGAAAUUGGAACAGAAGUUGUCCUAGACAAAUGACUUUGUUUUUGGUUCAUGAUCUCCAAGAACUUUACAGGUCUAUCUACCUUUAUUUUUCCUUUUUUUUUUCUUUUUUUCCCUCUAAAUAUUUUCUAUUUUAAGGGUUAAUUGCCUCAUGUAGAUAUGUACUUCAUUAUUCAGCUUCUUUUUGCUGGUGUCAAUAGUUUCUGCAAUUUUCUC